ACCAAACCAGAAGUCCUUCUUCAGUCCAUAUCUGCACUCUGGAUUAACCUGCAAAGCCCCGAGGUGGAUCCUCGGGGUAGACACUCCGAUGCUUAAGUCAGCAAUAAUCAGGGCUACCUUUAAAGCGUAGACACAAGGAGCUUAGGGUUGGUUUCAAUUACCUUUUGGCAUGGCCCUUAAGAGAAAUUGAGAUGUCUUCAGAAAAGGCCAGGAGUGUGGUGGGGAGUGAAGUGAUGCCUUUGGAGUAUGGUAGUAUGGAUACGGAGAGCAGUCCAUCUCCAACGAAUGGGUGCUAUGACCCGGACUUAGAGAUAGUGUCUGAGGUGAGGGGGUAUGUGAGCGAAUUAGGUAGUAGGAGUAGCCUUAGGGGGUUAGUGGGAAACUGUAACCUUCCCCACCAUGUCCUAAUCCGGCCGGCCGGGGUGAAUGAGAGGGCAUGCUCAGCACCCCGAGACCAUUGGAUGCCCAUAUACCUGCAUUAUUUGAUUGCAGGGCUUAGGUUUCCCAUUCCAGAAUUACUGGUUGAGCUUUUAUUAGAUUAUAGUAUAGGAAUAACCCAGCUAACUCCCAAUGCCAUGAGGGCAGUAAUAGGGGGGAGAAGGGAUGGUACUACUUCGGCCCUCGGUCGUCCAGUAAAGGGAAUAGGACUUUAUUCUCUGCUGGACCGUCAUCCAUCAAAGGGUGGAAAGAAAAAUUCUUCUUUGUGGACGACACCGAGUGGAGUAGGAGGGAUGCCGAAGUGGAACAGUUGUCUGCUUGGAAAGCUAAGAAAACCAAGCAGAACAACUAUAAUGGGGGGAGAAGAAGAAGAAGAAGAAGAGCAAGGCACUGGAGUUGGGGAUCAAGCAGCAAGGGCCGAAGUGCAGCCUCCUGAGGUGCAUCCAGUCUCCUCUGACGAGGUGCAGCAGCUGGCCCCUCCUGAAGUAGAAGUGCCGCCUCAGCCUGCUGAAGACGAACCCAGGUCCCCACCUCCUCUUGCUGAGGAGCAGCCUCCUCUUCCAGCAGAGUAGUUUAGGUUUUCUUUGCGUUAUUGAUGUAAAUAACAUUGUUUAAUGUAUAAAAUUUUUGAAUUUUA
Molecule: messenger RNA, 1075 nt
Organism: Rubroshorea leprosula
Lineage: Eukaryota; Viridiplantae; Streptophyta; Magnoliopsida; Malvales; Dipterocarpaceae
Source: the annotation of a GenBank genome assembly